Messenger RNA from Cuscuta europaea, 10608 nucleotides. The record is from the annotation of a GenBank genome assembly. Lineage: Eukaryota; Viridiplantae; Streptophyta; Magnoliopsida; Solanales; Convolvulaceae.
UUGAAACUUUACUGCGCUUUGUUGUACAUAAACUCAUCUGUUCCGUAAAUCCCAGCAAUUAAUGAUUAAUCACCUUAUCAUUAUAUUGCCUUAAUCCAUCUUCCUCCACACAUAAGCUCGGACCAACCUCUCUCUAAACAUCCGAGAAACAUUUCCUCCUCCUUCUCUCUUCAUUUCUCAACCCCAAAUCAUCAACCCAUCUUCAACCAUAACUAAUCACUUUCUCAUCCAAGAUUAAGUCAAGAUUAGCAUCAAAGCUCCAAGGAUUGUCAUCUAUCACAAGUUUGAUCUUCCUUAUCUCAUUAAAUCUUGUAUUUUAAUCAUGGAUUCAUCUAUUUCUAUGUUUCCCAACAUGUAUAGCUAAAUAAAUUUGGGGCUAGAAAUUGGUUAAUUAAUUGUUCUUAUCAUGUUUUAAUUUGUAUUGAUUUUAAUUGUUAAGUUUGUUCUAUUUAGAUUGUUGUGUCCAGAAAAUUAAUUAUGUCGUGUUUGUGAUAUAUAUUAUGAGUACUCAAUCAUAAACAUAUUGUUUGUUAAAUACACAAAUGAACACUUUCUGAACACACCGUUAAACUUCUUUUACCUUGUCCCGGAUUGAAGUUUUACGGGAGAAUUUAAUUAUUUAAUUAUAUUAUUUACACCACGGGGUUGGGUAAAUAAUAUAGUUAAUAAUUAAGGUUGCCGUUGCACUUAAACAACUAGUCUCAUUUUGGCCAUCACUGGGAAAUGUUGACUAGUUACUUAUUUUAGGUGACUUGUGUUGGGUCCUAAAAUAUUUAUCUACAACUUCUCACAAUCUAUCUAAGAAUAAAAUUAGCAAUUAUGUCUUACAAAUGAGCAUUGAACAAUUAGUUGCCAAUUUCUACCCCUACUUGCUAUUGGUUGAACUUUGUGUUGAUAAAAUCUCUUCUCUCAAUCACUUUUAUUUAAUUAUUUUUCCAAGCAAACAAAAAUCAAAAGAAACGCAUUCCCAACUUUAAUCCUUAGUUUGUGCUUAAUUAUUUUAUUUCCCGCUUCUCUGUGGUUCGACACCCUACUUGCUUGGGUAAAAAAAAAUAGUUGUGUGCCCAUUAUAUGCUACACACCAACUUGGCGCCGUUGCCGGGGAAGCGGUUUUGAAAAAAAAAAAUUGAGAGCAUAAACUUUCGAUUUUAGUUAUUGUAAAUUGUAUGUAUAUUAUUCUGUUGUUAUCUUUUUACCUUUGCAGGUUAAAAAAAAGUGAUUAAUUAAAGUUCAAAAAAAAAAUCAAAAAAAAAAAUCAAAAAAAAAAAAAAUGGACUGUGAUUAAUCAUCUUACCUGAGCAUUGGAGUUGGACUUGUUGACCGAACAUAUCUGGACAUUCAGACCAUUGAACAUAUUUUUACAUUUUAAUUAAAAGGAUACUCCGCCUAUAUGGUCGGACCGCUUACUUGUACAUUAUAAUUCAAAGGAUACUCCGCCUAUAUGGUCGGACCGUUUAUUUUUCUUUUUAUGGUGGUUCAAACCCCAACUUUUUAAUUUCUGCACUUUAAUUAUCGCAAUUUAAUUUGUGCACUUAUAUUAUCGCAAUUUAAUUUCCGCACUUUAAUUUCAGCAUUUUUUUUAAAUUUUGCAUCCCCAAGCUUGUAGGCCGUGUCAACUUGUUGGUGGAGUGCACUUUUUAUUUUUAUUUUUUUUUCUUAAUAAUCCCCAUACUGUCGGCAUAGCUGCAUCUUGGUGGAGACUGUAUUUAUUACUGUGGCUAUUUUUUUUUCUUCCCUCAAAUCACCAUAUCUGUCGGCCUAGCCGCAUCCUGGUGAAUUACUGUAUAUAUUCAUACUGCUUUAAGGACUCACUAGUCUUAUUCGGUUUAUACCAAUUGACUACGUGCGAACCUUAAUUAAUUAAUUAAUUCCGCAUUUAUUUUUUCUUUUCAUCUCUCUCUCUCUUUCCCCAAUCCCAAUUCCCUUCUGCUUAUGCUCACACGUUCACGUGGUGCGAAUUGUGAAUUGUUAUUCUUCUCUAACAUUGAAAAGCACAUACGUGAACAGAAAAAAAUAAAAAAAAUGUCAAACGAUAUUGUUGUUAAUGAGCAGGUACCCGAUCAACAAAUCGUGGAUCAGGUUAUGAGGACCAGAAAAACGCUGUAUGAUUAUGUUACGCCUCCCGUGGAUGAGCAUGACAGUGUUAUUCCACCAGAGGUUAACAUGAAUCACUUUGAAAUCAAGCCUGCUAUCAUUCAUAUGGUUUCAAAUACUCAAUUUGGCGGAGCGCCAACGGAGGAUCCAAAUAAUCACAUCACAAAGUUCCUUCGAGCUUGCAACACCUUCAAAAUCAAUGGUGUACCAACUGAUGCUGUCAGACUACGCCUGUUCCCAUUCUCUCUACGGGAUCGAGCUCAGAGUUGGCUUGACUCUUUUCCAGAUAAUCACUUCUCCACUUGGGAUCAACUUCAUGGUGAAUUUCUCAAAAGAUUUUUCCCGCCAUCUAAAACGGCGAAAAUCCGAAGAAUGAUUCAAAAUUUCAAGCAAAAUCCCAAUGAGCCCCUCUACGAGGCUUGGGAAAGAUUCAAAGAUUUUCAGCGACAGUGUCCACAUCACAACAUCCAAAACUGGCACUUGAUGACGGCUUUCUAUGAAGGCCUACAUGAAAAUUCUCGGAUACUCGUGGACGCGUCAGCAAAUGGAUCACUCAUGUGCCUGGAACUUGAAGAGGCAGAAGAAUUGAUGGAGCGUAUUUCAUCAAAUGGAUCAACAUGGUAUUCUGAGCGAUCAUCUGCUCCACCAAAAAUCGGAGGCAUGUAUGAAGUUGAUCAAAUGUCGGCCAUAACCACAAAGGUCGAUAGCAUGAUGAAUCUUAUCCAAAAGAUGGCACAAGUCUCUCUUGUGCAAAACUCAACAUCAACUCUAGCUCCCAUUCCCGUUCUAAUGUGUGAAUCUUGCGGUGGACAACACAAUCAGUCUACUUGUCCAUGGGAAGCAAUGGAACAAGUUGACUAUGUCAACUACAACAGGCAGCCCCAACAAAAUCAAUUUGGUAAUUUCAAUCCUCAAGGAAGAAACCAUCCCGGUUUUUCCCGGAGCAAUCAAAAUGGAGCUGCUAAUCCACAACCAUCUUAUCGGAGUGCACCACCCGGUUUCCAAAACCAACAACAGCAAUUCAGAGGUGGCCAAGGUAUUGUGAACCAACAACACUAUAAACCCACUCAAAAUCUUCCAUACCCUUCAAGUCAACAGCAAAAACCACUUCUCCCCACUCCUGAAACAACCCAAACUCCUGUCCUAGAAAACAUUGUUGACCAACUUCUCAAGUCCCAAUUAUCUCAAGCUGAAACCCUGAAACAAAUCACCGAAGAACUUGGUCAACUUCGAGCUCACAACAAGAUGCUUGAGAAUCAAAUUGCUAAUCAAGCAUCCACAUCAUCAACUAAGGUGACAGGUAAGCUUCCUGCUUGUCCUGAAAACCCUAGGGAGCAAAUCAAUGUCGUCACUACUCGGAGUGGGAAACAACAUCAAUCCUCGCCCCGUUCUAGUGAUGAACAAGAACAUGAAGUGUUGGAGGAAAGGGCCGAGCAACAACAGAAAGGUGGAAACAACAACAAUGAACUUGAUGUCGGUACCAUGCCGAAAUCAUCUGAUGAUCGUGAAGGGUCGAAGAAAGAAGGAGGCAGUUCGGUAAGGAAAUAUAUUCCCCCAGUUCCUUAUCCGAACAGGUUGAAGAAAGCUAAUAUGGAGGAGCGGAGAACUAAAUUUUUGAAUGUUAUCAAACAGUUGGAUAUCUCAAUUCCUUUGCUUGAUGCGAUUACAGAAAUUCCUUCAUAUGCUAAAUUUCUCAAAGAUAUUCUCACAAAGAAGAAGGAGAAUCCAGUCACUGUUGCAAUGAGCCAAGAAUGUAGUGCCAUAAUCCAAAACAAAAUUACACCCAAGUUACGUGAUCCUGGAAGCUUCUCAAUUCCAUGUAUCAUUGGUGGAUCUAAAGUUAACAAAGCUCUUUGUGAUCUUGGUGCAAGUGUUAGCUUAAUUCCCUAUUCACUAUGUCAAAAGCUACACUUGGGGGAUCCCAAACCAACAACAAUGGCGUUACAAUUGGCUGAUCGAUCUGUCAAAUAUCCUAUCGGCAUUCUUGAAGAUGUUCCUGUCAAAAUUGACAAGUAUUAUAUCCCGGGAGACUUUGUUGUCUUGGAUAUGGAGGAAGAUGCUCGAGUUCCUGUUAUUCUCGGGAGACCUUUUCUAGCCACGGCAGGAGCAAUUAUCAAUGUAAAAAAGGGUACCCUUAUCCUUGAGAUUGGGGAUGAUAAGAUCGAAUUCAAUGUACAAGAGCUGAGUAAGGAUACACCUUGUAUCCUUGAUGGUUACUAUGUUGAUGUUAUAGACUCUUGUAUCAUAAAGACAUUUGAUAAGUCUUAUUGGCUUUCUAAAGAUCCCAUGGAGUACACUAUACGAGAAUCUAUUGCAGAUGAGCAAGCCAAUGAAAUGGUGAAUUUAUGUCUCGAAAUGUUGCAAAGCAUAUCUUUACCGAUGCCUAAAGCACUUAAAUUUGAAGUGCUUAAUCUUGAAGAUCAAUCCUUGAAUGUCAAAGGAAAAGCACCUGAAGUAGAACUCAAACCACUUCCAUCUACUUUAAAAUAUGCUUUUCUUGGCCCGAAUUCCACUUAUCCUGUCAUUGUGAAUGCUGAUUUAGAUCUUCAACAAGUGGAAAGAAUAUUGCAAGUCUUACGAAGCCAUCGCAGAGUUAUUGGCUACACCAUUGAUGAUAUUGUUGGCAUAAAGGCAUCUUAUUGCAUGCACCGCAUUUACUUGGAGGAUGAUCACAAGCCGAACAUUGAGCACCAAAGACGCCUCAACCCGAACAUGAAAGAUGUUGUUAAAAAAGAAAUUCUUAAACUAUUGAGUUCGGGUAUCAUUUUCCCCAUUUCGGACAGUAAAUGGGUAAGUCCUAUCCAUGUGGUGCCAAAGAAAGGAGGAAUUACUGUUGUAAAGAAUGACAAAAACGAGCUGAUUCCUACACGAAUAGUCACUGGAUGGCGCAUGUGCAUUGAUUACCGCAAGCUAAACAAGGCUACUCGGAAAGAUCAUUUUCCACUUCCCUUUAUUGAUCAAUUGCUGGAGAGGAUGGCUAAGCACAAAUAUUUCUGUUUUCUUGACGGAUUCUCUGGAUUUUUCCAAAUCCCAAUUCAUCCGGAUGAUCAAGAAAUGACGACAUUUACAUGUCCUUAUGGUACUUUUGCAUAUCGCAGAAUGCCGUUUGGAUUAUGUAAUGCACCAGGAACCUUUCAACGAUGUAUGCUAGCUAUUUUCUCGGAUCUUGUCGAGGAAAUUAUGGAAGUUUUUAUGGAUGAUUUCUCGGUUUAUGGGAUUUCAUUUGAUGAUUGUCUUGAACAUCUUGAUAAAGUGCUAAGCAAAUGUGAAGAAGCAAAUCUUGUCCUCAACUGGGAAAAAUGUCAUUUCAUGGCAACCGAAGGCAUUGUGCUUGGGCACAAAAUUUCUGAAAAGGGCAUUGAAGUAGACCCGGCAAAGAUAGAAGUAAUUGAGAAAUUGCCACCCCCUUCUUCCAUCAAGGGGAUUCGUAGUUUUCUUGGCCAUGCGGGAUUUUAUCGACGGUUUAUCAAGGAUUUUUCAAAAAUAUCAAAUCCUUUAACCAAUCUUCUCUCAAAAGAUGUGGAGUUUAAUUUUGAUGAAUCUUGCUGCGCCGCAUUUUCAAAACUCAAGUUGGCCUUAACUACUGCACCAAUUAUUAGGCCACCUGAUUGGAGUCUUCCUUUUGAACUCAUGUGUGAUGCAAGCGAUUAUGCCGUGGGAGCCAUUCUGGGUCAACGCAAAGGCAAAGAAGUAUAUGCCAUUUAUUAUGCAAGUCAUACUCUUGAUGAUGCCCAAUCAAAUUAUGCCACAACUGAAAAAGAGUUCCUUGCCAUAAUUUUUGCCAUUGAAAAAUUCCGAUCUUACCUUAUCGGUAGCAAGAUUAUUGUCUAUACCGACCAUGCGGCUAUCAAAUACCUCAUCAACAAAAAAGAUGCAAAACCGAGGUUGUUGCGGUGGAUCUUGUUACUACAAGAGUUCGACAUGGAAAUCCGUGAUAGAAAAGGAUCUGAAAAUGUUGUUGCCGAUCAUUUAUCUCGACUUGAGAUUCCUUGUGAUACCAAGAUGCCAAUCAAUGAUUAUUUCAUUGGGGAACAACUUAUGACUGCUCAAAAUUUUGAUCCAUGGUUUGUCGAUAUUGCAAAUUACCUUUCUCAUGGGGUAAUUCCACAUGGUGCUACACAUACUGAAAAGAAGAAGUUAAAAUAUGACUCCCGCUACUAUCAUUGGGCAGAACCUUUUCUCUAUAGAAGGUGUGCCGAUGGAGUCAUUCGACGGUGUUUGCCCGAAGAUGAAGUUUCAAAUGUCUUGCACCAUUGUCAUUCCUCACCAUAUGGGGGACAUCAUGGAAGCUCUCGUACUGCUGCAAAGAUUUUACAAUCAGGUUUCUUUUGGCCCACUAUUUUCAAAGAUGCAAGCAAAUUUGUGAAAAACUGUGAUCGUUGCCAACGUACCGGUAAUAUUGGAAGAAAGAAUGAAAUGCCUCAACAUGGCAUACUUGAAGUCGAAUUGUUUGACGUGUGGGGGCUCGAUUUUAUGGGGCCAUUUCCAAAAUCAAAUGGGAAAGAGUUCAUCCUUGUAGCUGUUGAUUAUGUUUCUAAAUGGGUAGAAGCAGCUGCCACACAGACAAAUGAUGCCAAAGUGGUGAUCCAAUUCAUUCAGAAAAAUAUUUUCUCCCGAUUCGGAGUUCCACGAUCUUUCAUCACCGACAAUGGUACUCAUUUUUGUAACAAAGCAUUGGAACGUGUCCUUUCCAAAUAUGGGAUUCACCACCGACUCUCAACUCCAUACCACCCGCAAACAAAUGGCCAAGUGGAACUUUCAAACCGAGAAAUCAAAACAAUUCUCGAGAAAGUUGUUAAUCCUUCCCGAAAGGAUUGGGCCGAAAAGCUUGAUGAUGCACUAUGGGCAUAUCGCACUGCUUACAAAAAUCCCAUCGGCACCUCACCAUUCAAAUUGGUGUAUGGGAAAGCAUGUCACCUUCCUGUUGAGGUUGAACACAAAGCAUAUUGGGCAAUCAAGACACUCAACAUGGAUCUUGCAUUGGCGGGUGAGAAACGAUUGUUGCAGCUAAAUGAACUUGAAGAAUUCAGACUUGCAGCUUAUGAUAGCUCAAAACUCUACAAGGAGAGAACAGAAGUUUUGCAUGACCGGGUGAUCAGCCGAAGAAAAUUUGAACGGGGAGAUAAAGUUCUUCUAUUUAACUCACGUUACAAAUUCUUUCCCGGAAAGCUAAAGACCCGAUGGUUGGGUCCAUUUGAAGUACUUGAAGCAUUUCCAUCUGGAGCAGUCCAGUUGUUAAACAAAAGCGGCCAAAAACUCAUGGUAAAUGGACAACGGUUGAAACUAUACCAUGAUGGUGAGAGACAAGAGGCAACUUCUGUGUAUUGCCUCACUGAUCCGAAAUAUGAAUGAAGAGGCAUGGGUCAAGCUAAUGACCUUAAACGAGCGCUUCUUGGGAGGCAACCCAAGUUUGUAAAUUUAAAAAAAAAAAGAACAAAAAAAAAAGGCAAAAAAAAAAUGUCUAGGUUUUUGUUUUUGGACUCUAAAGGGGCCACAUCCGCUCGAAAAGACAUCUCAACAUCAUCCGUCCGCAAUUCAGGGAAGUUUUCUUUACACUCCUUUAAUUUAUUUUCCACUGAGGACAGUGCAAAUUUUAAGUGUGGGGGAGUGGGUAGUUCGACCCUAAUUUCUUGUGUGAAUAUUUUUUCUUUUUCCUUGCUUGUUUGUGUGAUUUUAUUUUCUUUUAUUUUUAUUUUGUGUGUUUGUUUAGAAAAGUAAAGACCAGUCUUGUCCAAAAUACAACAAUAGACAAACAACACAUUAGUUUACACUUUUUGUUACUAGUUACUUCCAUAACUUUUUAAAACUAUUCAUUCACCUCUUUUGACGAAAUGUGGUUUGAGUUUGAGAAGUGUCACUAUAAUUUUUUGAGAGUAACUUAGUAUUAGCUUUGAACUUGAUUCUUUUUAACACUUUAACAUUAAACACCUUAGAUUUUAUUUUUCCAAUUUAUUGGUUAAUAGUUGAAUUAGUGAAAGUUUAUGCAGAUUAAGAUGUUCAUACAUUUAUUCUCCUUGAAAUUUUAUUUGAACUUGACACAUUUAGAAAUGAUUUAGGCCAUCUUUGUUUACCCAUGAAGUCAAACACUAUCCCUUUGUAAAUAAAUAACACUUUCCCUAGUAACCUCGUUUCACCCUUUCAGUAUACAAGUGUAAAAUAUCUUACUUCACUUGUUACUAAUUCUUUUUUAUUUGUAACCUUGUAAAUACAUAACCUUCUGAAGCCCUAUCCAAAGUUAAUCUUUUCUAAUCCUAGAGUAGAUUGUCUUGUUACUUAAGAGUGAAUAAAUGGAGCUACUAUUAAGUGUCAUAUGAGUGAAGUACAUAUUUGUUUGUAAAUUUUGGGGUUAGUUUUUCAUUGUAAUGUUCAGUGUGUGCUCUCUUUGAAAAAAAAAAUCAAAAAAAAGAGAAGAAAAAUUGAAAAAAAGAAGAAAAAAAAACAAAAAAAAAAACAAAGAGGCACAUUAAAUUCUUGUUGUAAUUUCUUUUGUAAAACCCCAUUUUUUUUACUUUUCAUGUUUAUAUUUCUCAUUGUUUUGUAUGCUCCAAGUUGUUGUAAAUUCUUAUGAUGAUCCGCUCAGUAUUAGUACAAUCUAACUUUCUCUGUAUAUUCUUACACCAAACUUUCCUUCCAACUAGCCACACUCAUUAAUCUCGCCACUCACCGAAAAAAGUCCUAAUUGAUCUAUUUGUGUCAUUUUUUGAAUUUAGCGGAUUGGAGAAACUUGUUCUGCAUAACCCGAACUAAUUUAGAUCUAUAGGUGUUUGUGUUAAAAGUUUGAUUUGAAAAUCUUAGUGAUAGGCAAUAAUACUCGGUUUACUCUCAAUGCGUUAUUUUGUGACAUUUCAGGGCAUUGGACCGUUUAGUGGACAUUAGAGGUGGAUAUGUGAUUUAUUUAGUUAUGUUCGUAAAUCUUAUCAAAUUGUGUAUAUUUUUGUGUUUGUUGUUUGUUUUACUUGAGGACAAGCAAAAGCCUAAGUGUGGGGGAUUUGAUGUACUUGUAUUUUACACACUUUUUAGGCUUAGUUUGUUGUUAAUUUUAGUUAUUAAAAUUCUACUUUUGUACAUAUUUUUAUAAUUUGUCGUUAGUUUGUACUUGUGCAGUCCUACACGGGUAUUUUGUAUUUUCAGGUACUUUUGAUGCUAUUUGGAUACAUUAGAGUGAACAAAAGAAGAAAAUAAAAGUUCAAGUUGGAGGUCAAUAAAAGUGGAAUUUCCUUCAAAACAAAUAAGGAGUAAAUUGAAGAAAAGAAGCAAAAAUAAAAAUGGUGGAACUGGGAUUCAAUCCCUGGAGAAAAGGUAGAAGAAUGUCUACUACAACCAGUGUGCUAGGUGAUCAAUGUUGUACAUAUUCAGCUGGCAAUUGUUAUAUUCCUUCUGAACGCGGCAAAGAAAAGAACAAAAUGUUGAAGCCAAGAAUCGAUCCCACGAUCUACGAGUUUUCCCCUGAAGUGCUUAUCCAUUGAGCUACCUGCGACUAUUGAAACUUUACUGCGCUUUGUUGUACAUAAACUCAUCUGUUCCGUAAAUCCCAGCAAUUAAUGAUUAAUCACCUUAUCAUUAUAUUGCCUUAAUCCAUCUUCCUCCACACAUAAGCUCGGACCAACCUCUCUCUAAACAUCCGAGAAACAUUUCCUCCUCCUUCUCUCUUCAUUUCUCAACCCCAAAUCAUCAACCCAUCUUCAACCAUAACUAAUCACUUUCUCAUCCAAGAUUAAGUCAAGAUUAGCAUCAAAGCUCCAAGGAUUGUCAUCUAUCACAAGUUUGAUCUUCCUUAUCUCAUUAAAUCUUGUAUUUUAAUCAUGGAUUCAUCUAUUUCUAUGUUUCCCAACAUGUAUAGCUAAAUAAAUUUGGGGCUAGAAAUUGGUUAAUUAAUUGUUCUUAUCAUGUUUUAAUUUGUAUUGAUUUUAAUUGUUAAGUUUGUUCUAUUUAGAUUGUUGUGUCCAGAAAAUUAAUUAUGUCGUGUUUGUGAUAUAUAUUAUGAGUACUCAAUCAUAAACAUAUUGUUUGUUAAAUACACAAAUGAACACUUUCUGAACACACCGUUAAACUUCUUUUACCUUGUCCCGGAUUGAAGUUUUACGGGAGAAUUUAAUUAUUUAAUUAUAUUAUUUACACCACGGGGUUGGGUAAAUAAUAUAGUUAAUAAUUAAGGUUGCCGUUGCACUUAAACAACUAGUCUCAUUUUGACCAUCACUGGGAAAUGUUGACUAGUUACUUAUUUUAGGUGACUUGUGUUGGGUCCUAAAAUAUUUAUCUACAACUUCUCACAAUCUAUCUAAGAAUAAAAUUAGCAAUUAUGUCUUACAAAUGAGCAUUGAACAAUUAGUUGCCAAUUUCUACCCCUACUUGCUAUUGGUUGAACUUUGUGUUGAUAAAAUCUCUUCUCUCAAUCACUUUUAUUUAAUUAUUUUUCCAAGCAAACAAAAAUCAAAAGAAACGCAUUCCCAACUUUAAUCCUUAGUUUGUGCUUAAUUAUUUUAUUUCCCGCUUCUCUGUGGUUCGACACCCUAC